This is a messenger RNA of Saccharomyces mikatae IFO 1815, 1770 nucleotides long. RefSeq names its product sphinganine-1-phosphate aldolase DPL1 (gene DPL1). The record is from RefSeq and is a predicted model, not a curated record. Lineage: Eukaryota; Fungi; Ascomycota; Saccharomycetes; Saccharomycetales; Saccharomycetaceae. The transcript has a single exon. Gene Ontology annotation, cellular component: endoplasmic reticulum. The coding region runs from base 1 to 1770 and encodes 589 amino acids. Gene Ontology annotation, molecular function: sphinganine-1-phosphate aldolase activity; pyridoxal phosphate binding. Gene Ontology annotation, biological process: carboxylic acid metabolic process; sphingolipid catabolic process.
AUGAGUGGAGCAUCAAAUAAAACGUUAUCAAUCAGUGGCUGGUACGGCAUGCCAUUCUAUUUACUGAGAGAAGACUGCGAUUUUUCCCAGUUUAUGAUUUUAAUCAUCGGCGAAUCAAGAAAGGGCAUUUACGAUUACUUUAGAAAUACCCCAUGGUACAAUAUGUUGAAGGACUAUCUGUUCGUCAUCUUCUGCUACAAGAUUUUAAGUAAUUUCCUUUACCUCUUGAAGGUUUAUGGGCCGAUGAAGUUAACAGUGAGAACAUACGAACAUACUUCCAGAAAAUUAUUCCGCUGGUUGUUAAAUUCACCAUUUUUAAAAGGAACGGUAGAAAAGGAAGUUUCAAAAGUCAAAAAAUCGAUCGAAGACGAACUAAUUAGAUCCGACUCGCAACUAAUGAAUUUCCCGCGGCUGCCAUCCAAUGGGAUACCCCAGAAUGAUGUUAUUGAAGAACUAAACAAGUUGAAUGACUUGAUACCACAUACUCAGUGGAAAGAAGGCAAGGUAUCUGGGGCGGUUUAUCAUGGUGGUGAUGAUUUGAUCCAUUUGCAAACAAUUGCAUACGAAAAAUAUUGUGUUGCCAAUCAAUUACACCCUGAUGUCUUUCCUGCGGUGCGUAAAAUGGAAUCCGAAGUGGUUUCCAUGGUUUUGAAAAUGUUCAAUGCUCCUUCUGAUACAGGCUGUGGUACCACAACUUCAGGCGGCACGGAAUCUUUGCUUCUAGCAUGCCUAAGCGCCAAAAUGUACGCUCUUCAUCACCGUGGAAUCACGGAACCAGAAAUUAUUGCUCCCGUAACCGCACAUGCUGGGUUUGACAAGGCUGCAUAUUACUUUGGUAUGAAGCUACGCCAUGUGGAUUUAGAUUCAACGACGUAUCAAGUGGACCUGAAAAAAGUAAAAAAAUUCAUCAAUAAGAACACAGUUUUAUUGGUUGGCUCCGCUCCAAACUUUCCCCACGGCAUUGCCGAUGACAUUGAAGGGUUGGGAGAAAUAGCACAAAAAUAUAAUCUUCCUUUACACGUCGAUAGUUGCCUAGGUUCCUUUAUAGUUUCAUUUAUGGAAAAGGCUGGCUACAAGAAUCUACCAUUUCUCGAUUUUAGAGUCCCAGGCGUCACUUCGAUAUCGUGUGAUACUCACAAGUAUGGGUUUGCACCAAAAGGUUCUUCGGUUAUUAUGUACAGAAACAGUGACCUAAGAAUGCAUCAAUACUACGUGAAUCCUGCAUGGACAGGCGGAUUAUAUGGCUCCCCCACACUAGCCGGAUCGAGACCAGGUGCCAUUGUCGUAGGUUGUUGGGCCACUAUGGUCAACAUGGGUGAAAAUGGAUAUAUCGAAUCGUGCCAAGAGAUAGUCGGUGCUGCAAUGAAGUUCAAGAGUUUCAUCAUGGAAAAUAUUCCAGACCUGGAAAUCAUAGGUGACCCUAAAUAUUCAGUUGUUUCCUUUUCUUCUAAGACCUUGAACAUACAUGAACUAUCUGACAGACUCGCCAAGAAAGGCUGGCAUUUCAAUGCUUUACAAAAACCAACUGCACUACAUAUGGCCUUUACAAGGUUGAGUGCUAAUGUCGUGGACGACAUCUGUAAUAUUCUACGCACUACUGUGCAGGAGUCAAGAAGCGAAUCAAACACUAAGCCAUCCCCGGAUGGAACUAGCGCUCUUUACGGUGUUGCCGGAAGUGUGAAAACUGCUGGUGUUGCCGACAAACUGAUUGUGGGAUUCCUAGACUCAUUAUACAAGUUGGGUCCAGGGGAAGAAACGGAUACCGAGUAG